Messenger RNA from Patella vulgata (common limpet), 6454 nucleotides. Its product is annotated as sorting nexin-29. Bases 106 to 2532 code for a protein of 808 amino acids. The record is from RefSeq and is a predicted model, not a curated record. Lineage: Eukaryota; Metazoa; Mollusca; Gastropoda; Patellidae. The transcript is spliced from 22 exons. Gene Ontology annotation, molecular function: phosphatidylinositol binding.
CCGGAAGUUGAAGUCAUGUGACAUGACUGACUGAAUUUAUUUAUGGAGGCGUCAAUAACCUCAAUCACAAUAAACAUGAUAAAGAGGAAAAUGGGAUAAAAUAAAAUGGAAACAGGUGAUGAUCCUCGCCUAACUGAAAGACAGAAUAUACUGACACGUCUGUUAGAUUCUGUUAAACAGUGUCAAGUAAGGUUUGGUGGAAGAUCAGAACUUGCUGCUGAUGGGGAUAGCAGGGUAUCAUGUCUGUGUUCAGCUUGGGAAACUGCUUUACAACAUGGAAUGAAACAGAAUAAUAAAGCUUUAUUAGCUAUCAAACAAGUUGGUGAAAUAACUGGAUUAUCUAAAGUAACAGAUUUUUUCUCUGAUAUUAAAAAUGUUGAAGGGGAACCAGUGUAUUGGCAUUAUGUGAAGGAACAUUUAACUAAACAUGAAAUUCAGAGAUUUUUUAGUUUAAAGAAUAUUGAUAGUGAUACUGGAAGAGGAAGAGCCUGGUUACGUGCAUCAUUUAAUGAACAUUCUCUAGAACGUUAUAUGCACAUGUUAUUAGAGAAAAUAGAACUAUUAAGCCAGUAUUAUGAAGAUUGGUCAUUUUUACGAGAUGAAGAAAGAAGUAGUAUGCUGCCUAUGAUGGCAGCAGGUCUAGGUUCUAUUUUAUUUGCUAUAACAAUAGACAGAAGUGAAUUAAACAAAAGUAGCCUAUCACAGAACAGUGUGCAUAUAAACACAAAUUAUCACCCAAUCAAAAAUCAAGAAAGUGAACCAAAACCUGUUAUUGCUGGUGAAACUAUUGCUGUUAACGAGAAACGAAAAGAGAAGAAGAAAAAGAAGAAGAUAGCUAAUAUUGUUAGUUUUGAUGAAGAAGAUGAAAGCAUUGUGGUUGCAAGUAAAAAUAAAAAAGACGCAACAACUGUGAAUUCUAAUAAACAAAUAUUAAAAAACAGUUUCAAAUCCAAUGAAGAAAUUGUGAAAAGGGAAGCAACUCCAAAUAGUGAUUCCACACGAACUAAAGCUAUUGACAUACUUUCAUCCGAUUCUGUUAAAUCCUCUCAAAAGAUGCAGCACCAAGAAUUUAUAAAACAUGACAACCCAUCAUUUGAUCGUUCUGUGUCGAGUACGGUUAGCUCGAUAUCUAAUUUAUCAGCUGACAGGUUAUCACGAUCAAGUUUAGGAUCAUUUAGUUCUGAAGAUGUAGAUUUUGGGGAAAGUACUACAACAUUAACACCUCUAUCACCUUCAGGUCAUCCAAUAGAUGAUGACCUUUUACAUUUAAAUAAAUCAAAAAUGCCUCUAGGUACAUCAGUUGAUUCAUUGGAUGUUUCAAUGUUAUCAGUUGAAGAUACUGUAUCAACUAAUGCUCAUCAUAAUAGUCUUUCACAACUUUCUAACAGGAGGAGAACACAAGGUGAUGGAGGUAAUACAGAAGUGUUGUUAGAUAGAAGAAGUGAUUCUAUAUCAGCAGAAGAUUUAAAACAAGCUGUUGUUGCUAUGAUGUUACAUAAAGAUGAAGUAGAAGACAAAAAUAAGUCUUUAAAAAGUAUGUUAGAUCAAGAAAUGGAAAUAUCUUCUACACUACGAGCUGAAAUAGAAGAAAUGAAGAUAUCAUUUAAUAUUAGUCAUGAAAAAGAACAGACUAAAAAUGAAACUUUACAAAAAGAGAAUGAGUUAUUAAAACAUCAACUAAGAAAAUAUAUAAAUGCUGUACAGUUGUUGAGAACAGAAGGUGCCUCUGAUACCCAAGAUAAUCUAGGUAUUACUCUAGAAGAUCCCCAACCAGUAAUUCCACCAGUAAAACCAUCUAUAGAUUAUAGCCAUGAGGCUUCAGAAUAUGAGAAAAAACUUAUACAGGUAGCAGAAAUGCAUGGAGAAUUAAUGGAGUUUAAUGAACUAUUACAUAGACAGUUAAAUGCUAAAGAUGCUGUUAUAAGAAGUAUAAAGGAAGAAUUAACAGAUCUUCGUGGACCAUUACCAUAUGAUGGUCAGUCAUCAGAUGAUUCGUUACCAGGUGAUCUAGAGUCUUCUUUAAUUUCCCGUAGUUUGAUAAAUAUAUGGAUACCAUCAGCUUUUCUUGGUGGUUCUAAAACAGACAGUCAUCAUGUUUAUCAGGUUUAUAUACGGAUACGAGAUGAAGAAUGGAAUGUUUAUCGUAGAUAUAGUAAAUUUCUUGAUGUACAUACAAAAUUAAAAAAGGUUUAUCCUUUGAUUGGAAAAAUCGAAUUUCCACCCAAGAAAACACUUGGUAGUAAGGAUCCUAAAGUUGUUACAACUAGAAGAAAAAUGUUACAGACUUACCUACGUAAAGUUAUAAAUCAUCUUCUUGAGAAAAAUACAGAUUUAGCUGAUCAUGUUAGUAAAGAUAAACUUAUAGCUGUAAUUCCAUUCUUCAAUGACCAACCAGAUGAUAAAAAGAAAGGUAAAAAGAAGAAUGGUGCCACAUCUCGCCAACAACAACAACAACAAGCAUCAGGUAGUUUACAACAGGUAGACGGAUCUCAGGUACAAGAUGGUGGUCCCGGACAAUAUGAAGGUUUUUGAUAGGAUAGUCAUAUUAUUUUAUAAAAUAGCUAGUCAAUAGUCAAGUUACUGUAGGUGAAGACUUUAAUAUAAGUCUAUCAAGUUGUAAAAUUCAAUAAUUGUGGCUUGUCAGUUAAAAUGUUCUAUGGACAUGAACAAAUGUAUAUCUGUAAUAUAUACUGGAAAGAUAUGUUAUUUACAUAUUGUAUUAUCUGAGUUGAAAUUAAAGGUUAGUUUACAUAAACAGAAGUGUGAGGAAAGCUGUUUGGGGAUUAUAAUGAAUAUUAGAGGUGUAGCUGUUGUAAUUUGGUUUGGAUAAAAUCAUGCAGCAAACUGUAUGUACUCAUUAUUUUAUUGAAAAUGUUUAUUAAAAAAGAAAUAUUCAAUUCUUUUCUUGUAAUCAAAUCAUUGUUCUGAUAGCUGUUGAUUUGUGAAUGAAUUUUUGAUAAUAUCUUGCCGAAGUAUAUGUUAUGUUAUAUAGUAUAUUUCUUAUUGAGAAUAUGUAGAUUAAGACCAGUAUGAUAUUACAUGCUUUACUGAGCAAUGUCAUUUUGGAUAUUAAAUGAUCAGUGACUUGUACUUUUUGAUAAUAAAAUAAUUAGUAACUUCAGAUUAUAAUAAACUUCAUGAUCAAUAAUUCUAAACAUCUAAUUAAUAUGAAAUAUGAAAUUACUAGGUAUAUGUGAUUGAAUCGUAUUAUGAAUUUAAAGUUACUAAUUGUCAUUGGCAUAUUUCGUUAAUAUCUAAUUUUUUACCACUUUUACCACCCUAAAAUCUACUUAAAUUGAAUAUUUAACAUUUGAAUAAGAAAACCAAACCAAAAUAUCAAUGAUAGAUCACCUCAUGGCUUGGAUUUUAUUGCACUGAAAAGAGGCUUGUUUAUGUCGUCUGCCUAGGGAUGCACAUUAUUAGUUCAUUAUAUCUCUGUAAAUAAUGAACUGAAUUAUACCAUAUUGGUUCCAUUAAGAUAUUCAACAUUCACAUUGAAUAUUGUAGAUUUCAAGGGAUUUAAAUUCAAAAUCACUCAAAUAAUGAUCAGAGGCUGUAAUAGUAUCUGUUCAUUCACAGUUGUUGCCUUAAUUAAACAUACAUUAUGCAAGAGCUAAACCUGCAGGUCUUUCUUUAGGCCUGAAAUGUUAUAUAAACUAUUAAUUAGACAUUUAUUAACAUAAUCAAUUCUCGAUGCCAUCAUAUAUCUUCGAUGUUAAGUAGAUUAGAACGGUUCAGCCAUAUUUUGAUUUAAUUUAAAAAUGUUGAAGCGAGGCUUAGCUUCGAACAACUAGUGCGGUGGUUAGCAUUAAUGCACACAUCUUGUCAAACCUUCAAAGGCUAAUAUCUUUGCUCACAAUACAAUAAUUUGAAUAAAUUUUAAAUACAUUCAUUUUGCAUUAUCUAUUUUCAAACUAUUAUAGAAAGAAUGUCUAGUUCUGUAUCUAAAUCUGACAUAAUGUAUCUUUACAUGAUAAAGCUCAACUACCUGAAUAUGCUUGUUUAUAUUGUACCAAUAAAUACUCAUAAUAUCAAUUUAAUUUAUCGAACAGUAGGACGUUAAACCCCAUUUCAUUUCAUUUCAAUUUAAUUUAUCAAACUUGAUGUAUUCACCAUACAUUCCAUACUAAAAGUAAACAUACCUGGAUUUAAUGAACUUGAUUGACCCAAUUAAGUAUCAGUAUAGUUUAAAAUCAAGAAUGUGCACAACUGGCUAAGAAGAAAAUAUUUACAAACACAAAUAUAAACUAUGGCUCAAGGUCUAUCAAUGAAAACAUACCGAAACAUCUUCAAACUUUAGAAAAUGUAUGAUGUAGAGUCAGUCUGAUAAAAACACAGACCUUCUUUCGUUUCGUUUUUUAUAGUUCAAAAUUUUAUUUUAAUUGUCUUUACUAGACUAGGAUCUGGAAGAGUUGUUAUAUAACCUGGGUUCUAGUUAAUGUGAGGGAUUAGCCAAUGAAACGAUCUGUUACGGCGAGUUCUUGACGUGUGCUGCAUGGAACUGUGGGUAUCCCACUAGAAACAUCAAUGGUGAUUGGUUAAUCAAAUGUCGGACGUCAUAGGGUCAAAACCUGCUCCUAUGACCCUUGAAGCAACCUUCCACUACAACCGUUGAGAUCUUCAUGCAGUGGAGGCCCUCAAAAAUAUAAAAAAAACAAAAACGAAAUAUAGAUGUGUAUUUUAAUCAGAUUGGAUGUAUAGUAAGAAAGUUGUUAUUUAUGUUUAGGGUGUUUGUGUAAGAUGAUUUCAUAUUUACAUGUACAUUCAGUUCUAUCUAUAUUAACUGUUAUUAGUCAUACCAUGUAUGUUUACUACGCCCAUAUUAUUUCUUUAAAUUUUAAAUCUUGUUUGUAUACAUGGAUUUCGCUCAUUGUUAAAUUUUAAAUUCACUAAUCAUAAGAUUUGAAUUCAUUUAUUGAAUAAUUUAUUUCUGAUCAAACUCUAUUAGGUUUAAAGAGGUACAGCUUUAAAAAUGUUCCGAUUAUAAAUGUCUUGCCAUAAGUAAUGCAACUGUAGAUGUUGAAGGAAUAUCUUCAGUACUGAUUUAUAUUUAUUCAAUUUGAUGCUUCCACAUAUAAAUAUAUAUAGUGCAAUAUGUAAAUAUGUACAAGUCAUGGUUUAUAUUGCUUGACUUUUUAAUUAUAUUCCUUGGAAAUGAUUAUUAGAUAUAGUUCAUAACUCUUCAUGACUUGGGUAGGUUGAGGUGCUAGAGCGAGUAGUUAUUUCAGGCAGUCAAGGUACUAAAUGGUUACCUGAAUAGUGCACAUACCUGUAUUUAUGAACACACGCCAAUGGCAUUACAAAUAAUCUGGAUGUUCCAUGCUCUAUUACUGUUACACUAAAGAGUUGUCUAUCUUUGAACAUCACCGUGUGGCUGUUGAAUAAAUGAAUGGAAGUAGAAAUACUCAACUAAAAUUGUGACAUGGAUUUAGUUUACUGAGCAUUUAUUACUAUAUAGGUGACUUAGUGUAGAUAAUUGGUUAGAGACAGCUAUAGGGCUGAAUUAGUUAAGUAAAUUGUUUCUGACAAUGAUUAUUAAUUAAAAGAAACUAUUAUAUUUAUAUUUGCUAUUGUAUGUUACAUGUAUUUGAUAAAUAAUUUAUUUUGAUACUUAUAGUGAUUAUAUUUUUAAAAUUUUAUGAAAUUAAUUGUUAAUUAAUUCAUAGCAUUUAUUGAAAUCAAUUAGGAUAUAAUAUGGCAUUAAUUAUAUUUGUAUGUUUUAUUAACCACAUCAAUAAUAAUUACAUUGUAUUAUUAUGAUUUUGUUAAUAAUUGAUGUGCUAUAUUUAUUUUUGCAGUGGCGUAUCUAGGUUGGGGGAGAAAGGCAGAGUGAUGUGCAUUUAUCUGAUGAAAUUGAAUGUUUUUUUCAGGUCAAGAUAUGAGCGACAAAUCAUAUUUUCCCCCAAAUCAAAUAUGCUGCGUCCACUACUGUCUCACCUUGAUUAACCUUGAUGUUUGUCCUACUCUUAUUAUCAUAGAUUGAAAUCUGUUCAUGUAGCAUAUUUAGUAUUUAGAUUUGAUUGAUUAAAAAUUGUUUAAAUAAAGUUAUUGUAGCCAAUAAAUAUAGAUUAUUCAUAGACUAUUAGUAUUGGCAGAUCCGUUAGCUUAUGAAUCAAAUCUGAAUGACAUUAUUGUCUUAUAAAUGUUAUGGUGUAUAUAUUAAUAAAUCCAAAGACAAAAAAAGCACAAAAAAAAAAUCCUGGAUAACUUUUCUUUCUUAUGUUUAUAAUAAAUUAACAAAGGUCCAUAUAUAAAAUCUGUGAUGUAUAUAGUUUUAUAUGUUUCUUCUUCAAUGUAAUAUUGUAUGUACAUGUAAUUGUUUAUAUUUUGUUAAUGAUGUGAAUAAGUAUGCAUAUAUAUAAUGCUACAAUAGAUUACAGUGUAGACUGUACAAUAUAUAUAUAUAUAUUAUACAUCUGUAUUGCUCUUAUAAAUUGAGAAUAUAAAAAUCUGU